Molecule: messenger RNA, 1185 nt
Organism: Pelagomonas calceolata
Lineage: Eukaryota; Pelagophyceae; Pelagomonadales; Pelagomonadaceae
Source: the annotation of a GenBank genome assembly
AUGGCGGCGCGCGCCCUAUACGGCGGCUGGCCGGCCACCGACGGCCAGCGGACACCGCUCGCCGGCGCGGAGGUCCUCGUCGCCUCGAAACUACCACUCAAACCGCCGAGGUUACUGCACUACCCUUCGCGCGAUCUCUAUCCGCUCCGGCCCUGGCUCCGGCACCACGGCAUCGCCGAGGACGCCGCGCGGCGAGUGAUCUGUACGUUGGAGCUUUUGCGGCCCGACCAGUGGCUGAACGCGUCCGUGGAGCUACUGGUGCGCGUCGUCGACGCUGAGCCGCCGAUGGACGGACCCGGCGAGCAGCCCGAAUUGUACUGCAAACCCAAGAAGGGGCGCGGCGCGCGUAGCUGAGUGGAAAUCAAAUUUCGGGCGCCCCAUGCCAUCGGCGCGACGUGCUUCCGUAGCUGCGUCUGCUCGACGGCGUGGCGAUGCCACGCCAUCGACGCGACGUUAUCACCGUGGCCGCGUCGGCUCGAUGGCGUGGAGGCUCACGAAGAUCCAAACCUAACUCAAUGGUUGAUUUCCACACAGGCGUCUAGCCCGGGGCACUCGCGCUACGAGGCUCUACGCGGCUCGGAUAAAGGAACGGUCGACAAAUUAUUUGCCGCCCUGCGUGGGGCGCGCGACGCGCUGCGCCGGAAACUUACGCCCGCGGGCGCGGUCCGGAACGCGGCGUGGUGGUCGGGCAAAGCAAUUUACGUCGGCGGGCGCUCGCCGAUGGAGCGGAUGCCGGGGCUACCCGACGAGAUUCUGCGACACGUCUGCGACUUCCUCGCCGCGGCGCCUGCCGCCGACCGCGAGGCGGACGAGAGCCUGGCGGCGUCGGGGCAAUUCCGCGCUGACUGGGACUCGUCACCGGUCUCCUCGUAUCCAGACAUCAGCGACGAGGCGGUGCCCAGCUUCGAGGAGAUGAACGACAUGGGAGCCGAGUUUGACUCCAUAUAUGAAAGUAUAACGUUCGGCCUCGCGAGUUCCAGGGCGCGCCUCGCCGCUGCGUUAUGCCUCCGCCGCGUCUCCUCGGCCUGGUCUCGUGCGCUGCUAAAGCGCAUGGCAUCUCUCAAGGGACGCGUCGACCGGCUUGCGUCUGAGAAGAGGACUUUGGCGGGCAUCAAGCGAACGGCGCAUGACAUCUAUCGGACGCAUUACUCCGACGAAUACUACGACGACUUCGCCAAUUACUGA